AAAAAAAGGAAAAGGAAGCGUCCGGCUUUGGGAAGCGUUCACAAUUCCUUAGGCUGCCUUUUUGUCAUGCUAGCAUAGCCAUGCAAUCUCUACCGGUUCCGGUUUAGGCUGUUUUUUUUUUGUUUGGUCUCCAUUUCUGUUCUCUUGUUAGUGACGCGAGCGGAUUUCUGUAACGGAUUUCAUCAACAAUAACCUCCAGUUUGGGUUUCGAGCGUGUUCAGUGAAACAUGGAAACACCAGCGCGGCAGAAAGGGCUUGUGAUUUAGUAGUGAACAGUGUUGCACUUUUCAGUGUGUCCCGAGUCUGUGGAAGUGAAAAGACGUAUGAAAAUAAAACAGGUUUGUGUGAAGGCUUGAUAAUGGGCUGUGUCAAAAGUAAAGAGGACAAAGGACCAUCGCUGAAGUACCGACCAGAUGCUUCUAACCCCACCUCUGUUCCCUCCCACAUGGGUCACUACGGACCAGACCCCACCCAGAUGGGCCAAUCACCAGCCCUCAAGGGUCCCAACAGCAGCUACAACAGCCACGCUUCCUCCAUCACUCCGUUUGGCGGCUCCUCGGCCACCAUCACUCCAUUCGGCGGAGCCGCUUCUUCGUUUUCCACCGUGGCCGUAAACAACCCCUUCCCCGGUGGCGUCACAGGUGGUGUGACCUUUUUUGUGGCCUUAUACGACUAUGAAGCCAGGACAUGCGAUGACCUCUCGUUCAAAAAAGGCGAUCGAUUUCAGAUCAUCAACAACACAGAGGGAGACUGGUGGGAAGCCCGUUCCAUCAACACAGGCAAGAAGGGUUACAUUCCCAGCAAUUAUGUGGCCCCUGCUGACUCCAUCCAGGCUGAAGAAUGGUACUUUGGGAAAAUGGGACGCAAAGAUGCUGAGCGACUGUUACUGGUUCCCGGAAACCAGCGAGGGGCGUUUUUAGUCAGGGAGAGCGAGACAACAAAAGGUGCCUACUCCCUCUCGAUACGCGACUGGGAUGACCUGAAGGGUGACAAUGUGAAGCACUACAAAAUCCGCAAGCUUGAUAACGGUGGCUACUACAUCACCACAAGAGCUCAGUUUGAGACACUGCAGAAACUGGUCAAACACUAUACAGAGCACGCAGACGGACUCUGCUACAGGCUCACUACAGUCUGUCCGACUGUGAAGCCCCAGACUCAGGGCCUGGCUAAAGACGCCUGGGAGAUCCCACGUGAAUCGCUUCGGCUGGAACUCAAACUGGGCCAAGGCUGUUUCGGAGAGGUCUGGAUGGGCACUUGGAACGGUACCACCAAGGUGGCGAUUAAGACACUCAAGCCUGGCACCAUGUCCCCCGAGGCGUUCCUUCAGGAGGCACAGAUAAUGAAGAAACUCAGGCAUGACAAGCUAGUGCCUCUGUAUGCCGUCGUGUCCGAGGAACCCAUUUACAUUGUGACUGAAUACAUGGGCAAAGGGAGUUUGCUGGAUUUCCUAAAGGAAGGUGAAGGGAAAUACCUCAAGCUUCCUCAGCUAGUGGACAUGGCAGCACAGAUUGCUGAUGGUAUGGCCUUCAUCGAGAGGAUGAAUUACAUCCACAGAGACCUUCGGGCAGCCAACAUCCUAGUCGGAGAAAACCUGGUGUGCAAGAUCGCUGAUUUUGGUCUGGCCAGGCUGAUUGAGGAUAACGAAUACACCGCUAGACAAGGAGCCAAGUUCCCUAUUAAAUGGACAGCACCCGAGGCUGCUCUCUAUGGCCGCUUCACCAUCAAAUCUGAUGUCUGGUCUUUUGGUAUCGUGCUGACUGAACUUGUCACCAAGGGCAGAGUGCCAUACCCAGGCAUGGUGAACCGGGAGGUUCUGGAGCAGGUAGAGAGGGGAUACAGGAUGCCGUGUCCUCAAGGCUGUCCUGAGUCACUGCAUGAGAUGAUGCAUCUGUGCUGGAAGAAAGACCCUGAUGAGCGACCCACUUUCGAGUACAUCCAGUCCUUCUUGGAGGACUAUUUCACCGCCACCGAGCCACAGUACCAGCCUGGAGACAACCUGUAGAGCCGUCAGCCUGGUCCCAAACCAGCACGCUGCUUACUUCCAUAAAACCAUCCGUGCACACUUCCUGUUCUUCUGCCUUCGCUCUUUUGAUUUAUUUUUUUUUUUAAUCUUUGUGCAACGGUGUGGGAAGCACCAUGUAACACCUUUCUGCGUUUCGUUAACCCUCUACUGAGUUCAGGAGAAGUGUGAAGUGAAGUUCAGUAGGGAAGCAAGCAUGUGGAUUUGGAACAGUGAGGGAGCUGCGGAGAAAGUAACGACCAUAGUGCUGAUUGCAUAAAUGUCUUUUCUUUUCUUUUUUUUUUUUUUUUUUUUUUUUUUUUUUUUUUUUUUUUUUUUUUUUGCUUUUCAUCGUUUUUAGUUUCCAUGCAAACGUUUUGUUUUCUGACUGUUUUAAGAUCAAGAACUGAGUGUUAUUUUCAUUGAUUUUUACUUUUCAUUUAAUUUCCUCUUUUUUCAUUAAUAUCAAUAGUUUUGUUUUAAAGAAAAGGAAAAAAAAAGUGACCAAUAACUGUGGAUGAAAACGACGGUAUCGCCUAAGACUGUCGGUGAUGCUGUGAGACAGAGAGAGAGAGAGAGAGAGAGAAUAUUUGCCAUUAUGAAUGUAUGAGUAGAGUGUAAGCAAUGUGAGCAUGAGAGAUGGAAAAAUAAAAGAAUUUGAUUUUGUAAGUUAAAAUAGUGAUGGGAAAAUAAAUGGGUAAGAUUUUUAUGAAUUGGGGUAGAAAAACCGAUUUUUUUUUUUCUAGUAAUCUGUUAUAAGUUGAUCUAUAACUGAUGAUUUAUAUUUGUGAACUUCUUUUAGUGCCACCCAGAAAACUAUUUUAAUAGUGCACUAGCCAUAAACAAAGACCCUUCGUGUUCACCUUGUCAUUUCAGCCGAGUGCCAGUUCUGGGAAAAUAUGUGCACGUGAUGUGUACCACAUUUUUUAUUGUUUAUGGAGCCUGUAAAUUGUACUUCUGCAAUUUCACCUGCAUAAUAUUUUCAGGAGCACGGUUGCAUGUGUUCAUUUCCUGGAUUAUCUGAUUCAAGUCAAUUUGUACUUAAUACUAAAACACUACAAACUGAGCCCAACACUAAAUACUUCAGAUCUGCUGAAACGUUUAGUCACGUGUGGUGCCGUAGCUUUGUUAUGCUGUGUGAGACGUUUUGGGUGAGUGCACAUCAAUACAAUGAUCAAUUUUCUAUGAUUGAACAAUUCUAUCCUGAUGGCUGUGGUCUCAAUAUCCACAAAGCAUCAGCCUCCCUGAAUAAUUUAACCAGGAUGAAAAAUGAUGCUACAACUUUCACACUCACCAGUUCUCAUCUCACUCGAACACCUACGAGAGCUUAUUUCAGAGCGAUGUGUUAGACAGCGCUUAUAGCAAAGGACCAAUUUUUUGGAAAAGCGGAGUUCAAUCUUUACAGUACGGUUACAGAGGGUUGUAGAAUCGAUUGCCAAGAAUCACCUCAAAUGUUCUUGUGGCUCAGAAUCAGAUUUUUUUAAUUACAUUUUGUUAAUUGACAGUACCCUUCAAAAUGCCAUUUUAAAUCAAAUAAGCUUUUCAGCUUGACAAUUCUGUAGUGAAGGAGGAUCUAAUAAUUCAUCGAUUUUUUUAGUGUUGGAAUCAACAAUAGAGUCUGUGCUAUUUGUUCAUACUGUGUUAUGACAAAAGCAAGGUUAAUUUCAUGGAGAAAUACAAUCCCUACAUUUCAUAUUGGAACAGAACCAGUUUUUGUAUCACUGAGAUACACUUAUGAAGAGAACUCGCAGCUCUGUCUGCUUUGUCAUGCUUUUCUGAAGCUGCUUUAUCACUUUCUGUGACUCUGUCGCCCCCUACAGGAUAAUUAGAAUUACAACUAGCGAUAAUAAGGCCACUGUUACACUUCCACUGGGUGUAAUGAGGGAUGUUAAACAGAAGUGCUGAAAGAGAUGGGAGAAAAAUAAUUGCUUUCCAUUUUGAGCACAGAAAAGACAUUUCAAGGUGGUGUUUUAACACUCGCUGGUGUUUAAAUGUCACCUUUCAGACAGUCAAAUUGAAAUACACUUGGGCGCAAAACUAUAAAGACGAAUUUACGUGGUGUUUAUAGAUCAAUUAUCAUCAGCCCAUUACCUCAGUAACAGUUUUUACAGAGUAAUACAGGUGCUUUACAUAGAUUUGUGUCUCCCGGUGGUUCAAAACAUGUUUAAAUGCACUUCAUGUGUGAAAGUAAGCAAGUCCUCUCUACUCACAGAAGUCUUUUCAGCUUUUUGUUCUCCUGUGUCAUUAUCUUUUUGUUUUGGGUUCACAGGAUUUUGUCAUAACAAUGAACCCCUCCCUCCCUCUUCCCAGAAAUCUGUGGUUUUCAAAGGGCUAUGGACCAGUUUGAGGAAUCUCUUUUGUUCUUUCAUGGAGACUUGAAGAAGAGAACUGAAUCACUUCGGCUGCCGAGUUGAAGUUAUGGAGGUGGUGUGUACCGUCAUGUUGGCAACAAAAUACUAACCUGAAUAAUUUGUACAGUAAAAAAAAAUAAAGUUGUAUGUAAUGCU
Messenger RNA from Tachysurus vachellii, 4506 nucleotides. RefSeq names its product YES proto-oncogene 1, Src family tyrosine kinase (gene yes1). NCBI's taxonomy places the organism in Eukaryota, Metazoa, Chordata, Actinopteri, Siluriformes, Bagridae. Gene Ontology annotation, cellular component: extrinsic component of cytoplasmic side of plasma membrane. The record is from RefSeq and is a predicted model, not a curated record. Gene Ontology annotation, biological process: protein phosphorylation; cell differentiation; innate immune response. Gene Ontology annotation, molecular function: non-membrane spanning protein tyrosine kinase activity; signaling receptor binding; ATP binding. The coding region runs from base 359 to 2002 and encodes 547 amino acids. The transcript has 12 exons.